AUGACUACCAACGCUGAGAACGUCCCUCCUGCGUGGCUGGACAAGAAUUUCGCAGAAAACUCACUGAAGGAGUCCAGCACUUUCGAAGACUUCAGCGUCAUAUCGGUGGACGUCCAACGAGCGACAGCUCCGGGUGACAACUACGUGAGCGAAAUCUAUCGCAUGUCAGUGCAACAGCAGCACAAAAUCAAACAUUACAAGAGGUACGUGUCGUUAAUAAUAAAAUGCCUUCCAAGUAGCGAAGUGAUGAAGAAAAUGGCGCAGGAAAUGCAAGCCUUCGAGCAGGAGACUCUCAUGUUCUGCGAAACCAUUCCGGCGAUGUCGCAAAUCCUGGAGAAGGCAGCCCCCGGUAAAUACACGCAGCUGUCAGCAAAGUGUUUCGCCGCUGGGCAGGAGCCAGUGAGCUAUGUAGUUCUCGAGGACUUGAAGGCCAGAGGGUUCGCGCUGGCGAACAGGUCCAAAGGACUAGACCUCGCACACGCCAGACUUGUGGUUAGAAAACUGGCAGAAUUCCACGCGUCUUCUGUUGCUCUUUACGAGCAGAACCCAGCAGCGAUGGACAACUACAAGAUCUUCCGGCUGUUCGAAGGGCCCAUUGCCUGGCGUAUAAGGUCCUUCUUGACACAAGGCUGCAAAUUACUUGCAGAUCAAGUGGAGACGUUAGAGGAAUCGUACUCAAAGUACGCACCCAAACUGCGAACUCUCUCAGAAACCAUAUUUGCACGCCUGGUAGAGAUGGCCAACCGAGAGGGAAAGUUCCGCGUGCUAGCUCACGCUGACACCUGGGUCAACAACAUCAUGUUCCAGUACUCUGGCGGAGUCGUCCAGGACGUGGUUCUACUCGACUUCCAGGUGUCAGCGUACAGUUCGCCUUCGAUCGACUUACAAUAUUUUACUCACACGAGUCUCACGGAACAAGUGUACGCCGACCACUUCACAGACCUUCUAAAGGAGUACCACGACCACUUAAUCGAGGUGAUGCACGAUACUCGUGUCAGUGCAGACAAACAGAUGUCCUUCGAGGAGCUUCUGGAAGACAUGCAGGCGCACGCGCUGUUCGCAGUUUUCGCAUCGGCGGCAGUGCUACCAAUUGUGCGCGUCGACGGGGAAUCCCAAUUUGACGUGGAGGCCUCUAUGAAUGGAACUGUAUCUGAUAAAAACAGGAUAGCCUUUGCGGGUGCGUCGUACAUGAAAGCUAUGAAACAGAUACUCCCAGAAUUUGAAAAGAAAGGCAUAUUAUAA
Molecule: messenger RNA, 1242 nt
Organism: Schistocerca serialis cubense
Lineage: Eukaryota; Metazoa; Arthropoda; Insecta; Orthoptera; Acrididae
Exons: 1
Coding region: 1-1242 (413 amino acids)
Source: RefSeq, a predicted model, not a curated record